Messenger RNA from Branchiostoma floridae (Florida lancelet), 2433 nucleotides. RefSeq names its product protein rolling stone-like. The record is from RefSeq and is a predicted model, not a curated record. The coding region runs from base 1082 to 2008 and encodes 308 amino acids. Lineage: Eukaryota; Metazoa; Chordata; Leptocardii; Amphioxiformes; Branchiostomatidae. The transcript is spliced from 2 exons. Gene Ontology annotation, cellular component: membrane.
AUUCUCUUCCCUGUGUCAAUGAAACACCUGCAUUUUUGUUUUUGGUCACUAGGAGGCACUGUGAGACCAUGAGCAACAAUUGAACUGAAAACGUGUUGUGAAUACGGCUUUUAUGAGACAAUUGUUGUUUUAACCUUUCUGAAGUUUCUUGGUAAAGUGACAGAGUUGGUGAGUAGCGUGGUGUCAAUUAUAGGUUAUUGUAGGAAGCCCUCGAACGAGUCUGGCGCGAGGCCGAAGAGUUCGGACAAAUCCGACCGAAAAAAAGGAGUCUAAAACCGUUGGAUUGCCGCCCGAGUAUUGGCCAAGUAUUGGCCAUGGCUCGGACAAGCUCCGGUCGAGCUACAGGCAAGCCAUUGACGAGCUCUCCGAGCUCAACGUACACCGCCACCGAGGCCUCGCUGGAAUUAAGCGCAGAGCUGCAAGUACCCCGCAAACACCGACCGAGCUGCUAAUUAGGAGUGUGUUGUGUACCGGAGUGGCUGACUCCCUUUGGCCAGCUGUACUCCUUUUAGCCAGUGGUAAAUCUGCACACUGGGUCGGGUAAAGCACCCCAAAGACGACCAGCGGAUAAUUGUCUAGGUUACGGUAUCCAGGGCAGACUUUAAUACCCUGGCUUUGUAGUGAAAACUCGGACGUGUUUCAAAUUGACGCCGAUACAUACGGUGUAUUUGAUAGUAACACAUAAAAAAUCGCUCGAGGCCCGCAUAAUCGCCAAAACGCCGGCCAUACUCCGGCCGAAAAUGUCCAUUUGGAGCUCGCAGACAAGUUGGCCGAGCUAAAUUCUUGAUUUGUAAAGGGGGCUUAAUGACAGUAAUGCACAAGCAUCCAUCUCAAAUCAUUUUCAUAUCACCAGCGAUAAAAGGGAAUUUAUCAUCUAUCUAGACACACGAUUUUGAUUAAUGCGCAAUUAUUUUUUGGCCCAGACUCUUUUUGGACUAUACGCUCGGAGCAAAGAGCCCAUUAAAGCAGGUCACAUACCAGACAGUUGUCUUUCCGCUUCCCACGUGUCACGUGACACGAAGUUUUCUCAACAUUAUACAAGCGCAGUUGAACACAAAGCAAGCACCCUACAGUCUCCAAGAUGACUUGCGGACAGCGAAUGAGAAGCGAAUUUCGCCUGAAGUCGUUUGGGCUGACGCACAACGAUCGCCACGUGUUCACCAGAACGCCGUGGCUGAGCAACAGAAACCAGUUGCCAUUCGUGCUGUACCGAGCUGCAGUAUGCGUGUACCAGGUGAUAGCUUUCUCCAUUAUACACGGAGUCUUGAUCCUGUUGCCACAGGAAAUACUCUGGAUACACCUGACUGAAUGGUGCUACGUCUUACUCACACUCCACAUUCUACUGAGCGCUACACUCUGCUUUAUUGACUACUACAAGUCUCGUUCCCAGCGUGAAGCAACAUCAGACGAGAACCUGUCGUCUGAUGUUGUCAUGGCGACGGGAUCUACCAUUUCACCCACCACCACAGGAGGCGGAACAAUCCAAACGAGCGUCGACCAGGACUCUGCCCAAAACCUGCAAAUACCAUGGCAGUACAAACUUUGUUGGGUGUUACACAACGUAGCCUUCGCCGCAGGGAUUUUAAUCACGAUUUUGUUCUGGGGAUUGGUUGGUGGUGCCGAUAAUAGCGCUCAAGAUCGUGAUAUCCUUAUCCACAUCAUGAAUGCUGUUACCAUAGUGAUAGACGUAAUGGUCAGCGGUCUGCCAUGCCGACUGCUACAUUUUGUUUACCCUUUGAUCUUUGGGGCUGUUUACCUUCUCUUUACUGUCAUCUACUGGGCCGCAGGUGGGAUUGGAAAGGACGAACUUCCCUACAUCUACUCCCCCCUUGACUAUGGGGGGAAUCCUGUCCUAGCCGCUAUUGUAGCUGUACUAGCUGUUGUAGUAGCAAUGCCAUUAUGUCACUGUGUCGUCUUCGCUCUCGCCUUGACUCGCGAGAGUUUAGCCAACUUAUUGAAGAGGCGUUCUUCACGUGACAGUCAGAAUGUUGAGGUCACCGCUCUGUAGACAUCCUAGUUCUAGAUGCUAAAGUCAUUCUAGAUUUUUCUACUUAUGUAAUGGCAGAUGUAUGGAUUCAAUUGCUAUGUAACAUUUCUCUUUAAUUUUCAUAUGCUCAAUGGAAUAUUUGUCGCUCUCGUAUGUGCCCUGUUAUCUUUAGUUGGUAACGUGAGUGGUCCUAAUCCCGACCUAUGUUCUACAUAUGUUGAGACCCUGUGGUUAUCAAGAGAGUAUGGUAGUCAACUGUUACACAAUAUCUACAUGUCGGGGGCACUGCGUAGCCUGGAAUCCAACGGGCCUGUAUCAUGAAUGGACACUCGUGCAUAUCGCAGCAGUGCCUGUUUUUCCAACUAGAUCGGUAUUAUGCAUGGGUCGGGCUUAGGACCAGAGACGUUAAUGUCCGGCUCCUGACAUAAUUGUAAGAAACAACCAUU